UUGUUACUCAUAUAAAUGUCUGUUCUUAUCCCUAUAUUUCUCUUCUCGAGCUCAAUCUGGGGCUUCUUGGACUAGGGUUUUAGCUAAUUUGGUGAUUCGAUGUCGUCUUCUUCAUGUUUCACUGUACCGCAUACAGUCAGAACAGGGGUGUUCAACCCAAUCGGCGACAGAUUUACUGUGCCUUCUAGAAUUUAUCAUCACAGAAGCAAAUGCGAAUUAAAUAGGAGGAGUUUCGCUAUGAGAGGAAUUGUCGCUGCUGGAGCUUCAGUUAUGGGUUCGACUUUGGUUGCUGAACCCACUCAAGGUUUGGAGAGAUUACCAUUCAAGACGGAGGGCUACAAUUUCUGGACAUGGCGAGGUCACAAAAUACAUUACGUAGAAGAAGGAGAAGGUUUUCCUAUUGUGCUCAUUCAUGGCUUUGGUGCUUCUGCAUUUCAUUGGAGGUACAACAUACCAGAAUUGGCUAAAAACUAUAAGGUUUAUGCCAUCGACUUAUUAGGGUUUGGCUGGAGUGAGAAAGCAAUUAUUGAGUAUGAUGCCUUGGUGUGGAGAGACCAGGUCGUGGAUUUCUUGAAAGAGAUAGUGAAAAAACCUGCAGUUUUAGUUGGAAACAGCCUUGGAGGAUUUACUGCUUUGGCGGGUGCAGCAGGGCUGCCUGAGCAAGUUGUAGGAGUAGCACUACUAAACUCUGCAGGACAGUUUCAAAAUGCAAACGCUGAAACCAAUGAAUCUGAAGAAACAGUCUUACAGAAGUUUAUCCUGAAGCCAUUGAAGGAAAUUUUUCAGCGGGUAGUUCUUGGAUUUUUGUUCUGGCAAGCAAAGCAACCAUCUCGUAUUGAAUCUGUCUUGAAGAGUGUUUAUGUUAAUAACGCCAAUGUGGACGACUAUCUUGUGGAAUCAAUAACAAGACCAGCUGCUGAUCCGAAUGCAGGAGAAGUUUAUUACAGACUAAUGUCGCGGUUUAUGUCGAAUCAGACCAAGUACACAUUAGAUAGCCUCUUAAGCAAAUUAUCUUGCCCACUGUUGUUGCUUUGGGGCGACUUAGAUCCUUGGGUGGGUCCUGCCAAGGCUAUUCGAAUCAAAGAGUUCUACCCAAACACGACCGUUGUUAACCUACAGGCCGGGCAUUGUCCACAUGAUGAAGUCCCAGAGCUUGUCAAUAAUGCUUUAGUGGACUGGUUGUCGACUUUCACAUCUAAAUUCUCUCUUCAAGCACAGUGAACACACCCCAGUUCUACGCGCACACUGCUCACCUCUGCGUUAAGGUUUUACUUUUAACAAAUUGUAUACUCAUAGAUAAGAAGUUCGGUCAUGACAAGAAAAUUAUUUGGCUGAUGAUGACUAGGAGGAAGUUUCAUCAUCCCACGUUGUAUGAGGAACAAUAAUCAUCUUUUUGAAUGUGAAGCAUUUGUUUUCACCUU
Messenger RNA from Cornus florida, 1421 nucleotides. RefSeq names its product pheophytinase, chloroplastic. The transcript is spliced from 7 exons. NCBI's taxonomy places the organism in Eukaryota, Viridiplantae, Streptophyta, Magnoliopsida, Cornales, Cornaceae. The record is from RefSeq and is a predicted model, not a curated record. Gene Ontology annotation, cellular component: chloroplast. Bases 100 to 1221 code for a protein of 373 amino acids.